Cornus florida is the source of this 2297-nucleotide messenger RNA. Its product is annotated as trihelix transcription factor PTL-like. NCBI's taxonomy places the organism in Eukaryota, Viridiplantae, Streptophyta, Magnoliopsida, Cornales, Cornaceae. The transcript has 2 exons. Bases 105 to 1763 code for a protein of 552 amino acids. The record is from RefSeq and is a predicted model, not a curated record.
CCCCCCCCCCCCCACCCCCUUUCUCUCACACCAUACUAUCCCUAUCUCUCUCUCUCUAAAGGCAGGCUUUAUCGGUGAGAAAUAUAUAUAUUAUAUAAAAAUCCAUGGAAAUGGAAGACCAGUAUGGAAUGGCGGAUUUCAGGCAGUUCACAGACGGGAGGCCAGCAAAUUUUCCGGCAAUCCAAUCAACCGGGGAGCUCUUCUCAGGCCAUCGAAAUCUGACACAAGCACAACAGUAUGAGAUGGUGAUGAUGGGUCCGGGUCGUCAGGUGGGUCGUGAAAUGGUCGUCCCUCCGGUGGUGCUUCGUGAUCAGUUUCGGUCGGAGUCAACUACUACCACCACUACAUCUACUAAUAGUACUUUGAAUGGGUUAGAGAAUAUGGAGGGUGGUGGUCUGGGAGGAGAUGGUGGGACUGGAAGGUGGCCUAGACAAGAGACACUCACACUUCUUGAGAUCAGAUCCAACCUUGAUUCCAAGUUCAAAGAGGCUAAUCAGAAGGGUCCCUUGUGGGAUGAAGUUUCUAGGAUAAUGUAUGAAGAACAUGGGUAUCAAAGGAGUGGGAAGAAAUGCAGAGAGAAGUUUGAGAACCUGUACAAAUACUACAAGAAAACCAAGGAUGGAAAGGCUGGGAGACAAGAUGGAAAGCAUUAUAGAUUCUUCCGGCAGCUUGAAGCUCUCUACGGUGAAACUAGCAAUCCAUCCUCAGUCUCAGACACCCAUCUCGUCGGUAACAGUAGUUUUCGAUUUCAUAAUGCAAGUACCACCACCACAAUCUCUAAUCAAGAAGCAUUUCAAGCUCCAAAGCUCACUGAAAGCCUUAGCCUCUCUAGCUCCUCCGAAUUCAAUUCCUCUUACUCCGAUGACAAUGAUGCUAACAAUGCUGCCGCGUUAAAGGACAUUGAUUUGACGGAAAAGAGGAAGAUGAGAAGAGGUAAAAGGAGCUGGAAGGCGAAGAUUAGCGACUUCAUUGACGCGCAGAUGAGGAAGCUAAUGGAGAAACAAGAGGAUUGGUUGGAGAAAAUGAUGAAGAGUAUCGAAAGAAAGGAAGAGGAGAGGUUAAUGAGAGAGGAAGAAUGGAGGAAAAAAGAGGCAGUUAGGAUUGACAGAGAGCACAAGUUCUGGGCUAAUGAGAGAGCCUGGAUUGAAGCUCGCGACGCGGCUUUAAUGGAGGCCUUGCAGAAGUUAACAGGGAAAGACCUAUUGGAGGCCGAGCUUCGGAGCCUUAAAGAUAACCAGAAUAUUAAUGAGAAUGGAAGUGAAACAAUCACUAACAUUGUGAAUGCUGAUCAUAGCUGGCCAGAAUGUGAGAUUACAAAACUAAUGCAAUUGAGAGAUCUGAUGGAAUCAAGGUUUCAACAAAGUGGGUGUAUAGAAGAGAUCCUUUGGGAGGAAAUAGCAGCAAAGAUGGCUUAUUUGGGGUAUGAUAGGAGUGCUUUGAUGUGCAAAGACAAGUGGGAUAGCAUCAACAGUUAUCUAAGGAAAACCACCAAAGAGUGCAACAAGAAACGCAAAGAGAAUUCCAGAAACUGUUGUUACUUUCCUAACCAUGAACUUAUAUACAAUCAAGGAGGAGCCUACUGUGAAAUCAAUGAACAAGAAGGGCCACAGACGACGCGAUUUGCAACCAAUGAAAGUGCUUCGCCGCCUAACUCGAAUACUGGCAAUGCCAUGCAUGAUAGCUGCUUUAGGCUCUUGAUGGGUGAUGGUGGGAAUUUAUGGGAGAAUUAUGGUUUGAAGCACAGCAAGGGAAAGAACCAUUAAGUACUUGAUUAAAGAACCACAUGACAUGCAAUUUGUUGAGGGAUUAAUGGGAAGACAAAGUUGUUGACUUUCUUGGGAGGUAAGAUUUCUGACAGUGCUCAAGAUAUGAGAUUGAAGUAAUGUGUUUAUGCAAGUAGCUAACUGGGGUUCAUGUAUAGGAAUUGAUGUUUUAUGAUUCCUAGAUGAUGGACACAACAUAAAUGGGUGUUUAUUGUUGAGUUUAAUAGGAAAUGGUAGUUGUACUACUGCUCUUAAAUAUUGUUGAUUUGCAUCCUUUCUUUUGUAUGCUUCUUCUUUUUGUGUAAAAUCAACCUUUGUGCAUGCAAUUAAUUGGUGUAAUUAAUUGUGGUACUUCUUACAUUUCUAGCUUGCUUCUGUAUUUUUUUUUUCAAUUUUUUUUUUGAGUUGUCUUAUUUGAUUUGAAAGCCUAAUGGUUGGAGUAGCACCAAUUGAAGAGAAAAUUGGUUAAGAUAGUUCGAAAAUGUACAAAGAAGACGUUUAAGUGCGUCGGUUAGGAAAAAUGAGAUAGUCCAC